AUGUUUUGCGACCUAAAACAUAAACCGUCAAAAAAGAUCAUUAAAAAGCGUGUGGCUCCACCGCCAUCGUCUGUGAAGAAGGCUGAGGCCGCGAAAAAGGAACAAAAUCCACUUUUCGAGAGACGUCCGCGCAACUUUGCUAUUGGUCAGGAUAUUCAACCAAAAAGAGAUCUAACAAGAUUUGUAAAAUGGCCGAAAUACAUUCGACUCCAACGUCAAAGGUCUGUCUUGAUGAAACGAUUGAAGAUCCCACCACCAAUAAAUCAAUUCCGCACACCAAUGGAUAAUCAAACAACUGGUCAGCUAUUCCGUUUGUUGGAGAAGUAUCGUCCAGAAACGAAGCAGCAAAAGACCGAACGUCUGCGCGCUCGUGCNAAAGCGCAGCUGGUCGUGAUCGCGCACGAUGUUGAGCCGAUUGAAAUCGUCAUAUUUUUACCGGCAUUGUGCCGUAAGUUUAAGGUUCCAUAUUGUAUUGUGAAAGGAAAGGCAGCCCUCGGUCGUAUCGUUCAUCGUAAAACCACAUCUUGUCUUGCGAUUGUUGACACAAAUCCGGAGGAUAGAUCGCAGCUGUCACGUCUGAAAGAAUCAGCCCUAACGAACUUCAACGAGCGUGCCGACGAGCUUCGUAGGCAUUGGGGUGGUGGCGUCAUGUCAGCACGUUCACAAGCGCAGAAAGCAAAAAUUGAGAAGGCACGAGCCAAGGAGAUAGCUCAGAAGGCUUAA
Molecule: messenger RNA, 723 nt
Organism: Anisakis simplex (herring worm)
Lineage: Eukaryota; Metazoa; Nematoda; Chromadorea; Rhabditida; Anisakidae
Source: the annotation of a GenBank genome assembly